CUACAGAGCUGCUGCUGACCCAGUUUUGCAGUCGCCGCCGCCGCCGCCGUCACCGUCGCCGACAGGCCAGUCAGUCAGUCUCGCGUGCGACACCCGACCGAGCUCAGUCAAACCCAUGUGCGUGGUCGCGCGCGCCCCUACAGUGUACUGCAUGUGGACGACUCAUGUACUUAAAGAUACUAUUCCUUUGGGCACUGCCGUUGGAGCUCAAUGGUUACGGUUACGAUGGUUAUAGCACCUGCACAAAACCGUAUCGUAAUGCAAGAGCCAAAUUUCCAGAUUUACCUUGCGAUUUUAACUCUCAAUCAUGGUGCAUGGUACCUGGAUCAACGUACCCGUGGCACGCUGUCCGACGAUUUGUUUUCGAGAAUCAUGGUUUGAUGAAACGCAUGUACGGCGAACAGCGACACAUAUCGGUGUUGCGCGCCGACAUGGACACCAAUGACAUCGAAGGUGGCGUCUGGAACCGGCGCCGGGAGGAAUCGUCGUUGAACCGCUACAACUUGCAACCGUCACCGCCACCACCAACUUCAGGGACCUCAGCUGGCACCGCUACAGCUAGUAACGCUACUAGCCCCACCACGUCGACAUCGGCAACUGCGACUACCGCGACCACUACCACUACCACGUCCACGACGUCCACCGUUCGACCAUCCAACAUCACCGUCACGCCUGUGGCCGACGUCGUACCACCCACGACGACCACCGCGACGGAAGACGUGGAAGACGGCACCGUGGACGAUGUUACAGUGGACGACCAGUUGCAGUUCGAAACCACCACCGACCCGAUAGCGUCGACCCAGCGUACCGACCAGGUACAGGAGCAACCGGGAUUCUUCCAGGAGUCGACUGAUGGCGAAACGGAUAACACUCAGAAAUCAAAAGGCAUUAAUGCUUGCCCGGUAAAGGAAGAAGUGGUCGCGCCGUUUUGGGCGAACAACACUCGUGGCGAAGUGCUAGCGCUCCUCAAUCUCUAUCCGUUCGAGCAGUACGUCCACUGGGAGCGAUGCACAUUCGAGAACAAACAGAUGUUCUGCCGCCAGGGCUGUCGGUGUGAACAGCAGUACCGCUUGCACAGGCUGCUCGCCUACGAUCCGUCCAACGAUUGCCGUGGAAUAUUCUCUGACUGGUUUAGGUUCCCGUCGUGCUGUGUGUGCCGUUGCUACGAUCUGCCCAACGAUCUAAGGAUCACUUCCCGCAGUCCUCGCAUCGAAGGAGACGAUGGUUCCGGCAACAACGGAAACAAUAAUGACCUCGACACGUGGUUCCAAAAUCCGUUAAACUCUUAACUUUUACUUUUCUUUACCCGAUAUUACUGUAUUGUUAUAACGUAUCCGUGUUUUAUUUUUAUUCUCUCACUCUUUUUCUCUCUCUUCUUCGAUAAUAUUUUAUUUGUCAUUGCGCAUCAUCUAUAGUGUUGGGCAAAAAAAAAAA
Messenger RNA from Diuraphis noxia (Russian wheat aphid), 1434 nucleotides. RefSeq names its product Spaetzle domain-containing protein 4 (gene spz4). Gene Ontology annotation, cellular component: extracellular region. NCBI's taxonomy places the organism in Eukaryota, Metazoa, Arthropoda, Insecta, Hemiptera, Aphididae. Gene Ontology annotation, molecular function: growth factor activity; Toll binding. The record is from RefSeq and is a predicted model, not a curated record. Gene Ontology annotation, biological process: innate immune response; central nervous system formation.